GAUAAGCUCAUCCCGGACUGUCACCGUUUUAGCGAAAACGUGAAACUUCUGGGUCGGGGAAACUCCUCAGUCCCUGGGGAUAUCAUCUUUGGUUCUAUAUUAUGGAAAACGAUCUUGAGGCCCCGAGAGAAAGGCGAGCCUUGGAGUAUCUCACAGGAGAGAGAUUCCACGUUCUAAGAAUUGGGAGCCAGAGGGAACCUAUGUGGUCACAAUCAGAGAUGCUCACAAAGAGCAGGAGAUUGAAGGGACACGGGCAGGGCAGAAUUGUGGCUCUCUGUCCCGAAAUGGGAAGCGAACUGGAUCCAAUAAGUGCCCCAUCUCCUUGUCAAGAGACUGAGUUACACCUAGGAAAUAGCACCCUCUGUUUCUCAAGUAGCAGAGACUACACUCUGGUAGCGAGGCUGGACACAGAAACUGGUCAUGGUAGUGCAGUAUUAUAAGAAACUAAUACUUAAAAGCACUGAGAAAGCUUGCAGAGCUUUUAUAACAUCCUUAGUAGGGUGAGAGUGUCUGAGCUGGAGGGAUUUCUGGCUUUAUCUGUUCUGGCUGUGCUUUCACACAUGUACACAUGUACAUACAUUUAUCAGGGACAACUACACAGUACAAUUCCACACAGUAAUUGAGUAUUAAAUGCCAGGGAUUGUGUUGAUAGUUUUUGCAAAAUUGCCAACCAUCAGAAGGUUUUAAGUAGGCAUUGUUAAUAUUAUCUCCCAUUUUACAGGUGAGAAAACUAAGGAGCUUAGAGAAGUUAGAGAAUUUGAGAAAAUCAUAUAAACAAAUGAAUGGGCAAACUAAGUCUCAAAGCCAGGUCUCAGCUUCAACCUGGUACACUAAGCUUGUAUUCCCUAUUUCCUUUGUGGGCCAGUAGGACUGAGUACCUGAGAGGGGAUCCAUAUUGCAUUACCUGUCGCUUCCUUCCUGCCCCUACCCCACACACAGAUGAGCAGGAUCUCCUAUUGGUCCAUCAUCCCAACAUGCCUGAGAACCCCCGGGUCCUACGAGUCGUCAUCCUGGGUGCCCCAAAUGCAGGGAAGUCAACACUCUCCAACCAACUGCUGGGUCGGAAAGUGUUCCCUGUCUCCAAGAAGGUGCACACCACUCGCUGCCAAGCUCUGGGGGUCAUCACGGAGAAAGAGGCCCAGGUGAUUCUACUUGACACCCCUGGCCUCAUCAGCCCUGUUAAACAGAAAAGGCACCAUCUGGAGCUUUCUUUGUUGGAAGAUCCAUGGAAGAGCAUGGAAUCUGCUGAUCUGGUUGUGGUCCUUGUGGAUGUCUCAGACAAGUGGACUCAGAACCAGCUCAGCCCCCAGCUGCUCCAGUGCCUGACUCAGUUCUCCCAAAUCCCUAGCAUCCUUGUCAUGAACAAGGUAGAUUGCCUGAAGCAGAAGUCCAUUCUUUUGGAGCUCACAGCAGCCCUUACCAAAGGUGUGGUCAAUGGCAAGAAGCUCAAGAUGAGGCAGGCCCUUCCCUCACAGCCUGGCACUCCUUGCCCCAGUCCAGCAGCUGAGGGCCCAAAAACACAGUCUGUGGGAGGCCCUCAGAGGAUCGGCUGGCCCCACUUCCAGGAGAUCUUCAUGUUGUCAGCCCUAAGCCAAGAGGAUGUGAAAACACUAAAGCAAUACCUCCUGGCACAGGCCCGGCCAGGACCCUGGGAAUUCCACAGUGGAGUCCUCACUAGCCAGACGCCUGAGGAGAUCUGUGCCAACAUCAUCCGAGAGAAGCUCCUAGAGCACCUGCCCCAGGAGAUUCCCUACAGUGUGCAGCAGAGGACAGUGAUGUGGGAGGAAGGGCCAAGCGGGGAGCUGGUGAUCGAACAGAAGCUUCUGGUGCUCAAAGAAUCUCAUGUGGAUCCUGAUUGGUCCAAAGGGGCGCUUGAUCUCCCAGAUUGCACAGGAGGUGGGCCGAGAUCUCAUGGACAUCUUCCUCUGCGAUGUUCAGCUGCGGCUCUCUGUGAAGCUUCUCAGAUGACCGCCCUCAGCUGCCUCUCCGAUGGCAUCCCAGCCCAAGCUGCUGGCAGGAGCCACUGACCAGGAUGGCCCCUGCCCAGGGAUGGGGACUGGUGAGAGCCAUGGGCACUGCCUGAUGGACUGACUGGCUGGCAUGGCCUUAGUGAUCCUGCUUAGCCCCUGCCUGACCACAUCUGUUGGAGGAAGAAACUUAGCUCAGUUACGGGGUCGUGCCUCUGCCUGGGAUUCCAGCUGCUUAGCUCUAGAAAUUGGCUCUUCGGCAGGAACAAUGUCACUCUGCUUCUGGCUGGCAUCGAACCCAGAGUUUCUCCCUGAGUUGCCAGUUUUAGCAGAGGGCUUUUUCCUAUCCCCUCAGUUCCUCUACCUUAAAGCCACGCAUAAGGACUUGUGGGUCCUAAGGGAGAUAGUGCCACUUGCCCCAUCCCUCUCCCCAGGCUUGAAUGCUAAUAAAAUUAAAAGACAAGCA
Enhydra lutris kenyoni (northern sea otter) is the source of this 2433-nucleotide messenger RNA. Its product is annotated as Era like 12S mitochondrial rRNA chaperone 1. The transcript is spliced from 9 exons. The record is from RefSeq and is a predicted model, not a curated record. NCBI's taxonomy places the organism in Eukaryota, Metazoa, Chordata, Mammalia, Carnivora, Mustelidae. Gene Ontology annotation, biological process: ribosomal small subunit assembly. Gene Ontology annotation, molecular function: rRNA binding; ribosomal small subunit binding; GTP binding. Gene Ontology annotation, cellular component: mitochondrial matrix. The coding region runs from base 783 to 2027 and encodes 414 amino acids.